GUCCUCAUUGGUAGCUAUCCGGACGUGUUCGCAGCAGGCAGCGCAUGGGCCGGUGUACCCUUCGGCUGCUUUGCUGGCGACGGCUUCGACGUCUGGAGUGACGCGUGUGCUAGAGGCCAAAUCGUGAAGAACGGACCGCAAUGGGCAGCUCUUGUGCGCAACGCAUAUCCCACGUAUCGCGGCUUCCGACCAAAAUUCCAAACACUCCAUGGCACAGCGGACACGGUACUUUAUCCACAAAACUUCCGUGAGCAGAUCAAGCAGUGGACGAGCGUAUUCGAUGUGAGUCAGAAGCCGACGGAGAUCACGGAAGACGUGCCUUUCGAAGGCUGGACGAGGUUUCGGUAUGGCGACAAAUUCGAAGCGUAUGAGGCAGGGAGUGUGACGCAUGAUAUCCCGACGGAUGCUGAUACGGUGAUGGACUUCUUCGACUUGAAGUGCAGCGGGUCGAGCUGCUUCUCAAGGCCCAGAUCGGGUAACAGUACCUGGUAG
This is a messenger RNA of Alternaria rosae, 492 nucleotides long. Its product is annotated as Alpha/Beta hydrolase protein. The record is from RefSeq and is a predicted model, not a curated record. The annotation marks the transcript as partial. The transcript has a single exon. NCBI's taxonomy places the organism in Eukaryota, Fungi, Ascomycota, Dothideomycetes, Pleosporales, Pleosporaceae.